Penicillium diatomitis is the source of this 342-nucleotide messenger RNA. RefSeq lists its product as uncharacterized. Lineage: Eukaryota; Fungi; Ascomycota; Eurotiomycetes; Eurotiales; Aspergillaceae. The record is from RefSeq and is a predicted model, not a curated record. Bases 1 to 342 code for a protein of 113 amino acids. The transcript is spliced from 2 exons.
AUGGCCGGGGGCAGCGCCCGCAUGGAGAGCAUCGAUCAAUGCGAGUCCACCGCGUCUCCACCGCUGGGAGCUUCCAGAGCCGCAGACGGUGCCGAAGUGGAGUUCGUGGAGCUCGGCGCCAGGCGUCCACGACGGGUCUCGGUGGUUGAUGUGCGGGUCUUGUCAGGUUGUACCGAAGCUCGUCGUCAGUUUGCGCCCGGACAGGAAAUUGAGGCCUCCGUCUCCAAUUCACCAGCCACGACGUGGGGUCCGCGACACGGCGGUGCGGUCCCGAUCGGCCUUGGGAAAGUCGGGAAAGCGGCGGGCGGAGCUCGCCGAGUGUGCAGGAGAUAUUCUCCAUGA